UGUCGAUAGAAAAGACAUUUCCCUUCUAGAGUACAGCCGUGGCUGUACUCUGAGAGGACAAGGACUCCUUUCCUCUAUCCUCUCUGCUUGCUUGCCACUAGAUUUCAAAUCUUCAAUAAAUAUAAGCCUUGAGAAUACAUGAGGAAAUCUAGAAAUUUUAUCUUGAAAAUGUUGGAAUUUAAAAAAAAAUUGAAAACUUUAUAAGUUUAUUGAUCGAGGCUAAUCUAUUCCGCUAAAUAUUGAUCGAAUUUUUAGGUAAGCUUGCAUAUAAAUUUUGGGGACUUUUCCAAAGUUUAUAGCAAAUUUGGGCUUCCUACAGACUGUAAUGAUAUAUUUUUGUCACCUAUCGAUUCCUAAAUGCCAAAAUCUUGGUAAUUUAGUUCCAAAACAUAUAUCUAUGCAAACUUUAAGUUAUAGGUCAUCAUGACUGUUCCUCAUGGAUUUAUCUCUACCAAGAACUCCAGAACCGAAGGACAUAGGCACUUCAGAGGUGCUGUUGUUGGUGUUUGAAUUCAGGAACUUGCUGGGCUUGAAAGAUAAAGAAUCUCUACAAUCUGCUGGCUUUUGGAUUUGAUAAAGCUCACUCUGAUCUUUUCUGUACAUGCUAUCUAUAAUGUUGUCAUUUGUAUUGUCAAAAUCAACAAUAAUCUCUUCGUGUGGGUGAUCACUAUCUCUGAGAUUAACUUUCUCGAAUCAAUCAUUUUUAUCUGGAGAGGAGUCUUCUUUCGGCUGGCGACCAGCUAAAAGAGAAGCUGUCGCUAGACUUUGGCGUUCAGUAUCAUUCAAUGGCUUCUCGCUCUCUUCUACGAACCCUGCUGGACGAGUGAUGGGGUUAUUUAAGAAACGAAAGUUUGUCUGUUGUUGAGUCCAGCUCAUUGACACUUGCUCUAUUGCUUGCUUUGAAGCUACCCUUGCCAGAUGUUUUUGGUCUCUUGUUGUCCAUAGUAGUAUUUUUGGUGUUAAGGCAAGAAUUACCCAUAAUCACUAACUUAAAAUUUUAUUAGCUUUUGC
Messenger RNA from Moneuplotes crassus, 1011 nucleotides. NCBI's taxonomy places the organism in Eukaryota, Ciliophora, Spirotrichea, Euplotida, Euplotidae. The record is from the annotation of a GenBank genome assembly.